Messenger RNA from Loa loa (African eye worm), 1186 nucleotides. RefSeq lists its product as hypothetical. Gene Ontology annotation, cellular component: nucleus. Bases 1 to 972 code for a protein of 323 amino acids. Lineage: Eukaryota; Metazoa; Nematoda; Chromadorea; Rhabditida; Onchocercidae. The transcript has 7 exons. Gene Ontology annotation, biological process: protein deubiquitination. The record is from RefSeq and is a predicted model, not a curated record. Gene Ontology annotation, molecular function: cysteine-type deubiquitinase activity.
AUGGAAAAGAUUAUUGAGAAGGAUAACGAGCAGGAAGCAUCGCUAUGUGCUCAACAUGCCGUGAAUAUGUUGCUUCAAGGUUCCUAUUUCACAGCUGUUGAUUUGGCCGAAAUCGCUUCGGACAUUGACAGUCGUGAAGGAAGGGUAUUGAAUGAGCAGGAUGUAAUGAGUCAUAAUGUCGAUGACUCGGGUUUUUUCUCGCUACAAGUUAUCGCCGAAGCGCUUAAAGUUUUCAACCUGGAACUUAUUCCUCUUAGUAACCCUCGUGCUGCGGCAUAUCGCGAUGACCCAACGUUAGGACAAGCUUAUAUAUGUAAUUUGAAUGAGCACUGGUUUGCUGUUCGUCGUUUGGGCUUCCAGUGGUUCACGUUGAAUUCGUUGCUUCCAACACCAAGACUUAUUUCUGACACUUAUCUUAGUCUUUUCUUUGCUCAACUAAUUAAUGAUGGUUAUUCGAUAUUCGUUGUAGAAGGGGUCUUACCACUAUGCACUGCAGAUGAACAACUUUCUCAGUUUCCUGUUGAUCCAGCAUUAGCAGGCAUGAAUGAUUCAUUUCAUGAUGACCACUCAAAAAAUCCUGGUGUUGCAAGGAUUGGAAUAGUAUCUAAUGAGCAGGCCGGAGAUGAUGAAGAUUUACGCAUUGCAAUGGAACUGAGUCGCCAAACAGUAAAAGAAAAUUCGGUAUCGAAGGCGGCAGUGAGCAACAAUUUGGCAGAUACACAGAAUAAGAACAGUUUGGGUGAAAGCGAUGAAGAAUUACAGGAAAGGCAGCUUCAAAAAGCUAUUCAAAUGAGCUUGGAGAGUUUUCGAGAGCAAUGUGGGACGGAAUCGUCUGAAGCAACGUCGAGUACAGCUGAAAAUGAUAAAGCAGCGGCAACCAUUAAGGAUAAUAAAGAAAACAAUUUUCAGAUUCCCCAGAGUGAAGAGAUUCGUAGAAAAAGAGAGAAAUUUUUAAAGCAUCUCGAGAAAUGAACUUUUCCAUAUUUCUAUUUAACUCUAUGCCGGUUUGUGUUCAGGAAAGUGUCAUUUGCUUUUAUUUUUUUGAUCUUGUUUGUUUCGGCUUUUAUCACUUUCCCAUUACCAGCUGAUUUUUUUCCUGCACUUCUACUAUCACUAUAUAUUACGACAAAAUUGUUAGAUGAAGCUUAGAGCCUUUGCCCUAUCCUUGUUUAUCAAAUGCAGUCAC